AUGUAUGGAACAAAUCAAUUUGAAAAUGAAACAGCUAAACAAAUGAUUAUAACUCGUUUACCUUAUUUAACACGUUUAAAUAGAGUUUUAAUUAGUCGAAAUGAAAGACGUGGAGCUGAAAUUGAUUAUUUACAACGUUAUGCACAAGAUUAUUUUGAUAAAAAAUUAGAUUUUAUUCAUGAACAUAGACAAUAUCAACAAUUAAUUAUUAAACAUGCAGAACGUUUUUCACCAAAUCAAAAUCAAGUUAAUACUUUUCUUUAA
Messenger RNA from Rotaria sp. Silwood2, 264 nucleotides. Lineage: Eukaryota; Metazoa; Rotifera; Eurotatoria; Philodinida; Philodinidae. The record is from the annotation of a GenBank genome assembly.